CUCGCAGCGCAACCUGCAGCCAGCCAGAGUGCGGCGGAGCCACUGCGGGGAUCCGGCUGGAGUGACGCGCGCGCCCGAUGAGUUAAGGGAGCGCCACCACGCAUCAUCGCGACCAGUUUGGGAGAAUCUGGUUUUAGUGUAACCUGGACUGGAUCAAGUGGUUGCAUUUCUCAGGUGCACCCACUCGCUCCGGGUUCGCUUCUCCGGCGGUUUGGAGGAGGGGGGAACUGCUGGAAGAUGGGACAAGCGGGCUUCAGCACCAAGGAGAGCGGCCAGUUUCUUCUCCUGGGUGCGUCUCUGCUACUGCUGCUGCUGUCGGUGUCGGUGGGCGAGCAGGAAGGCGAAAACCUGUCGGGCCUGUCGGACAAUCCCGACCGAGCCAUCUUCGCCGUGCGGGAGAACGAGACCACGUGUCUCAUGGUGGAGUUCGCCGUCAAACUGGUGGUGCCCUACGACGUACUGGCGCUCAACCGGAUCGACCUGAUCACCGAGCAGGCGUCGUUCACGCUGCCUCGCGGCGCUCAGAUCGACGGCAAGUGUGGCAGCACCGAGUCCGAGAUCCACAUCAGCUGGAAGAAGAACGCAUACGUGCUGCGCAUCUUCUUCUCCAAGGAGCUGCGAGCCAAAGGUGCGGAAGUGUGGAAAAUCAGCAAGGUUCAGUUUGUGUACGACACAUCAGAAAGUUCUCACUUCAUCAACGCCUACAACCCGGGCAAGCACACGGCGAGCACCCACCACCUGUCGGCGUUGGUGACGCCGGCCGGCCGUUCGUUCGUGUGCGCCGCCCAGCAGACGCUGACCCUCAUCAGCAGCGACCACCAGAAGGGCGUCACCGUCCACAUGUACGACAUCCAGAUUCAACCCUUCGACAUGACCGCCGACUUUGUCUUCAGCGAGCCGUACAAGUGCAUCACGGACCAGCGCGAGCGCCUGGAGGAGACUCUGCCGCUCAUCCUGGGCUUCAUCCUGGCGCUCGUCAUCGUCAUCAUGCUGACCGUCUACCACUUCCACCUCAAGCUGAGCGCCAGCCACACGCCGCCGCAGCUACCGCACGACCGCUCCCUGUACAAAAACAUGUAGAGGACUUCCUCCUGCACUUGGAGCGUCUCCGGCCUUGCAUGGAUGUUCGCACAAAACCCUGCGCAUCUGAUAAGCCGUUUCAGCGUUUAUUCCAUAACCUUGACAUUCACUUUAAGGUCCGUUCACCAGUACGCUCUUUGUCCUCAUUAGUAAGACAAUUGAACGCACUAUGUUACGGCUUUCCGUAGCGCUUGUCUCUUUAAGUGUCAUCAUCUUCCUCCUGUGUUGGGAAUCGCUCCCUAGCAACUGUAGAGUGCGCUAAAAUAGUCAGUUUGGCAUUUCGUACAGCCAUUCAAUGUAUCGGGAGCAUCACUAUAUCGGAAAUUUUCUCCAGUUAUUCUAUAGGGCACAAUAUAGUGGAAAGGGAGCGAUUCUGAACCAGUUCAACAUUUGUCGUCGUUUCUUCGCUGCUAAAAGUCGUCUUGUCGUCAUUUCUUGUUGCUUUUGGAGCGUGUGUGUGAAACAAACGCAAAAGGACACAAGCCUGGUCAAAUGUGUAAAAUGUUAUUUUCCUGAAAAACUAUGCAUAAAAACCUCUGCUGAAAA
Messenger RNA from Phycodurus eques (leafy seadragon), 1626 nucleotides. It is a transcript of the gene lamp5, whose product is annotated as lysosomal associated membrane protein family member 5. NCBI's taxonomy places the organism in Eukaryota, Metazoa, Chordata, Actinopteri, Syngnathiformes, Syngnathidae. Bases 238 to 1080 code for a protein of 280 amino acids. Gene Ontology annotation, cellular component: membrane. The record is from RefSeq and is a predicted model, not a curated record. The transcript has 7 exons.